Messenger RNA from Labrus mixtus (cuckoo wrasse), 4571 nucleotides. RefSeq lists its product as uncharacterized. Gene Ontology annotation, biological process: positive regulation of axonogenesis; semaphorin-plexin signaling pathway involved in axon guidance; regulation of GTPase activity. Gene Ontology annotation, molecular function: protein binding; semaphorin receptor activity. The coding region runs from base 48 to 4442 and encodes 1464 amino acids. NCBI's taxonomy places the organism in Eukaryota, Metazoa, Chordata, Actinopteri, Labriformes, Labridae. Gene Ontology annotation, cellular component: semaphorin receptor complex. The record is from RefSeq and is a predicted model, not a curated record. The transcript is spliced from 22 exons.
UCAUGAGGACCGUCAGUGUAUGAGCGACAAGCUGCCAUCUCUGCUCGAUGAUGAUCAUCCUGCCUGCUCUGUUAAUUCUUUGGGGAGAAGCGGCUCAGUGCCUGGAGGAGGAUGGAAGAUUUAACUUAAAGGGAGACCUCCGUCACUUCGCCGUGGCCAAUGGCACGGUUUACAUCGCUACUGAGGAGAUGCUGUACCAACUAAACCACGACCUGACUCUGGUCCGGAGUCUGAGCCAGAGAGGAUUCUUGGCACACAUUCCUGGCGCAAAAGACCUGAAGUUAAACCGAUCUUCUGAUAAGGGGAACGUUACGUUCAGUGUCAACGUGUUAUUGCCGCAUGUUGCAGACGAAAAUGUGAUAGUUUGCGGUGUUAUUGAUAAGGGGUGCGGUUAUUGUGAACUGUUGGACUUCAAGAACAUUGCCAAUGUUCUGUACUGGGAAGAAAUCGAAGUAGGUUCUUUGUGGCGCAGCAGUGCGUCCGUGAGCCUCCUGGUGAGUGUGGAGACUCGGACCCGGGCAGAGACUUACAUUCUCACCGCCGUGCAGCAAUACAAGAAAGAGCCGACAAAGACAGGCUGCCCACCUUUGUCAGAUGCAGUGAACCUUUGUAACACGAAUAACAAUCAACCAGGACUAAUAUUUUCUAUUAAUAGCGAAGACAUAGAUCCUGCGAUCACACGGGAAGACGAUGUGGAGUUUGUGGAUGGAUUUCAGAUUAAUUCCAUCAUCUAUCUUUUCUCCAAUCUGCCCUCAAAAGACAGAAACAACAAAGUCCGUCUCCUUUGGCUUGAAGGCAAAGAAGGCAAAUAUCAGACUCUGAAGUCGCUCCGGGGCGCAACUCUCAGAGUCUCUGAUGGAGAGAAAGGACUCAGACUGAUCGCCUCCUCGGUGAUCCCGGGCGGUCCGCCGGUGCUCUGGUGCGGCGUGUUCAGUGUGGACGGAGGACAAACCAACACCGAACUGGUGCUGUUCGACAUCAGCCCUGAUCUCACCAGAGAGCAAGAUAUGGACCCGGACUUCUGCUCUGACUGUCGUGAUAAGAAAGAGGAGGAGCCAAAGACACUGAAGCCAAAGAAGGUGAUCUUCAAGCAGAACUACAUGACUUCUGUGCUGGCGGUGAGACAGAACAACUGGAUGGUUUUCUUCAUCGGGACGGGAGAUGGGCAGCUCAUUAAGCUUGCUGUGGACAAGAAGUACCAGACCACGUGUUCCAGAGUGCUCUACAAAACCAGUGACGACCGCAAAGUGUUUCAGACAUUACAUCUAGAUCAGGUGGAUCUUAAACAUGUGUACGUGCCAUUUCAAAACCAGAUAAAUCGUGUUCCAGUGUCAAAGUGCAGCACUUACAAAACAUUGCAGGACUGUUGGUCUGCGCAGGAUCCAUACUGUGUUUGGUGCGGAUCUGACAAAAGCUGUACGUUUGAAGAUGACUGCAAAGACUCAGACUGGCUGUCCAUUCCUGAUGAUUCUCAACAGAAGAUGGUUUCAUACAAAGUUGCACAGGAAAACACUGGACAGAUCACACUUACCAUCCAGAUGCAUCUGUCGGUGGGCAAGAGUGCACUUUCUAACUUCAUCUGUCAAUUAGAACAUUUUAAAAUGAAAAACCCUGAACUACAAUUCCCACAGUGCACCUUCAUACUUGAAAAUACUACAUUUCCUGCUCAAGGACUGCCUAUUAAACUUAAGGUUGGACUUGGGACGUCAGAACUGUUAGAACGGCUGAACCUUCUCAACUGCACCAAAAUUAGUGGACCACCAACAUCUAAAAAGGCAGACAAACUAGGGAUGAACAUAACAGAGUUGUCUGUGUGGGGCAUUCAUGAAGAAAACCGACACCCCUGCAUCAUGGUGGACCAAGAAACCAAUGAUGAGACUGAGAUUGAAUUUUUCACCUCUUUAAUAGUGAUCAUCUGCUGGAGCGAACAGAAGAAGUUCACCUCGAAGAAUAAGACGGUUGUGGAGGACCUUGAGCUGAGACAAGCGGCUCAGUGCCUGGAGGAGGAUGGAAGAUUUAACUUAAAGGGAGACCUCCGUCACUUCGCCGUGGCGAAUGGCACGGUUUACAUCGCUACUGAGGAGAUGCUGUACCAACUAAACCACGACCUGACUCUGGUCCGGAGUCUGAGCCAGAGAGGAUUCUUGGCACACAUUCCUGGCACAUCUGAGCUAAAGUUAACCCGAUCUUCUGAUAAGGGGAACGUUACGUUCAGUGUCAACGUGUUAUUGCCGCAUGUUGCAGACGAAAAUGUGAUAGUUUGCGGUGUUAUUGAUAAGGGGUGCGGUUAUUGUGAACUGUUGAACUUCAAGAACAUUGCCAAUGUGCUGUACUGGGAAGAAAUCGAAGUAGGUUCUUUGUGGCGCAGCAGUGCGUCCGUGAGCCUCCUGGUGAGUGUGGAGACUCGGACCCGGGCAGAGACUUACAUUCUCACCGCCGUGCAGCAAUACAAGAAAGAGCCGACAAAGACAGGCUGCCCACCUUUGUCAGAUGCAGUGAACCUUUGGAACACGAAUAACAAUCAACCAGGACUAAUAUUUUCUAUUAAUAGCGAAGACAUGGAUCCUGCGAUCACACGGGAAGACGAUGUGGAGUUUGUGGAUGGAUUUCAGAUUAAUUCCAUCAUCUAUCUUUUCUCCAAUCUGCCCUCAAAAGACAGAAACAACAAAGUCCGUCUCCUUUGGCUUGAAGGCAAAGAAGGCAAAUAUCAGACUCUGAAGUCGCUCCGGGGCGCAACUCUCAGAGUCUCUGAUGGAGAGAAAGGACUCAGACUGAUCGCCUCCUCUGUGAUCCCGGGCGGUCCGCCGGUGCUCUGGUGCGGCGUGUUCAGUGUGGACGGAGGACAAACCAACACCGAGCUGGUGCUGUUCGACAUCAGCCCUGACCUCACCAGAGAGCAAGAUAUGGACCAGGACUUCUGCUCUGACUGUCGUGAUAAGCCAGUGGAUGAGCCAAAGACACUGAAGCCGAAGAAGGUGAUCUUCAAGCAGAACUACAUGACUUCUGUGCUGGCGGUGAGACAGAAAAACUGGAUGGUUUUCUUCAUCGGGACGGGAGAUGGGCAGCUCAUUAAGCUUGCUGUGGACAAGAAGUACCAGACCACGUGUUCCAGAGUGCUCUACAAAACCAGUGACGACCGCAAAGUGUUUCAGACAUUACAUCUAGAUCAGGUGGAUCUUAAACAUGUGUACGUGCCAUUUCAAAACCAGUUCGAAGACCGUGAACCAGGCAGAUUCGCAAAUACGCUAUACGCCUACGAGCUGAUCACACUUACCAUCCAGAUGCAUCUGUCGGUGGGCAAGAGUGCACUUUCUAACUUCAUCUGUCAAUUAGAACAUUUUAAAAUGAAAAACCAUGAACUACAAUUCCCGCAGUGCACCUUCAUACUUGAAAAUACUACAUUUCCUGCUCAAGGACUGCCUAUUAAACUUAAGGUUGGACUUGGGACGUCAGAACUGUUAGAACGGCUGAACCUUCUCAACUGCACCAAAAUUAGUGGACCACCAACAUCUGUCUUGUGUCGGCAGUGCAUUGAUGCUGGGUGUAGCUGGACCACAAACGGAUGUUCCUGGGCCAAUAAAGGAGUAGGAAAUGACGGUGUUUGCCAGAUGAUGGAGUCAUGGAUGAACUUCUCAAGACCACAGAUCUCCUCCAUCACUCCCAGUGUUGUGUCCUUCUACGGCAGAAACAAUGCAGUGUUGAAGGGUUUUAACCUCAGUUCUGUGAUCAGAGUGAGGUUCCAGGCAGACUGCACACCACAAGAGUUUCCUGUUUGGGACAACACUGGUGAAAAUCUGACCUUUCACAUUCCCAGUGCAGAAAAUAAAGGAGUAGUCAAAGUAUGCCUUCUCCUCCCAGAUGGCAGUUGCCAUGGCAGCGCCAAAAUCACCUACCGAUCGGCACCAUCCUGCACGAGUAUUUCACCCAAAAGCACUUGGAUAAGUGGAAACCGGAAGAUCAAAUUAAUGGGAUCUCUCCUGGAGCUUGUGGAAGCUAUCAAACACAGCAAAGUCGUGCAGGAAGUCAGACUGCCCAGUAACAACACCUAUCAGGCUCUACAGACUCUCACCUAUGACUCGCCUGCAGCUACAAACGCUUACUCAACUUUUUCGAGCACUUUGUCUCUGAAAGUAGCAAAUGAAACCUUGCCCUGUUCCACAACAAUAACCUACUACCCAGACCCUGAGUUUACAAGCUUCUCUUCUACACUGACAGGGAACAAUGUCCGCAUCACCAUACAGAAAAAGGCAGACAAACUAGGGAUGAACAUAACAGAGUUGUCUGUGUGGGGCAUUCAUGAAGAAAACCGACACCCCUGCAUCAUGGUGGACCAAGAAACCAAUGAUGAGACUGAGAUUGAAUUUUUCACCUGUGAGAUCCGAAACACUCGCAUUGCUACAUUUCAGGAGUUAGAGGUAAAACUUUCAGCCAUACAACACUAAGCAUGACAUUAUUAUGCAAAAAUGAAAUGCAAAUGUUAUUGUAGUAAAUGUAGUUGUACAGAAGACCUCAGAAGAAUAUGUGUUGCCUUUAUGUUCUUUUCAAAUAUGUGUGUGAUUAUUCCUUUAUCC